Molecule: messenger RNA, 9658 nt
Organism: Amborella trichopoda
Lineage: Eukaryota; Viridiplantae; Streptophyta; Magnoliopsida; Amborellales; Amborellaceae
Source: RefSeq, a predicted model, not a curated record
CUCGGUACAAACCUAGGCGCGACGGUUCCUGGCCCUAACGUAAACUUAAAUUUCAGAGAGAAUGUGAAGAGAGAGACGAAGUAGAAAAGAGAGAAGAGCGAGAAGAAACUGACAUUUGGCGGUACAGAGAGAGAGCAAACAUUUGGUGGUGAAGAGAAGUUGUAAGGAAGCAAUCACGCUCUGAACUUAAGCGUCAGAUCUAAGAUUCAAUGAAUCCCCACUAAAAUAUUGCAGGGAACCGAUAAUUCAUGGUAAAUCUCUCUUUUCUCUAUCUGUAGUCUCUGUCUAGGAUUUUGAUGCGAUUUCCAUCACGAAGAGAUUCGUUUUCAUGGUGACGAAUCUGUAGUCUAGUGUCUCCAUGUUCUUCUCGUUUUGGUUCACUUUCCAUUUUUCUUAAGAUUGUGAUCAGGACUGGGGAAUUGGCAUAAUUGUUAACAGUGCAGGUUCCGGCUCUGUAAUGGAGGUUUUGUUAUAGAUUGGGAUCGUGGUUUUGAUUUGUUUUUAUGUGGUGUAGUGAUUUCUAGAGUGAGAAAUAGCGAGUUUUAGGGUUUAAUUUUUGGAUCUGGAUCGUAAGUGGUGGCGAGAUGGAAAGGAACAAGAACAGGAAGGAUCUGCUAGCUGCUGGUCGUAAAAAGCUGGAACAAUUUAAAAAGAAGAGAGAGAGCAAAGGUGGUAAAUCAUUUGAUAAAAACAGUAGGCCCGAACAGGAGAUUGCAUCUGUUGAUAAGGAAAACAUGGAGGUUGCUUCGUCAGCUUCACCUAUUCAGAAUGAUGAGGAGAUAGAAUUUUCUUUGUCACAUGCCCUCAAGCAUGAAGAGAGAGAAAUUUCUUUGGCUGCCCCUAUGGAUGAAGAGAGAGAAAGGUCUUCACUAGCCAUGCUGAAGGAUGAAGAGGGAGAAAAUUAUUUGAUGGCUCUUCAUAAGAAUGAAGAGAGAGAGAGUUCCUCGAUGCCUUCCCAGAAGGAUGGAGGGAGAGAGAAAACUUCAUUUUCUGAAAAUAAGGAUGAAGAGAGAGCUAUUGCUUCAUUGUCAAAGGACGAAGAGAGAGACAGAUUUUCAUGGCGUCUGCAGAAGGUUGAAGAGGGAGAAAUUGCUUCAUUGCUUCCUAAGGAGGAUGAAGAGAGAGAAAUUUCCUCAUUGCAUGCAAAGAAGGAUGAAGAGAGAGAAAAUUCUUCAUCUUCACGGAAGGCUGAAGAAAGAGAAAUUGCUUCGUCGUCUUCAGGGAAGGAUGAAGAGAAAGAAAUUGCGUCAUUGACUUCAGAGAAGGAUGAAGAGAGAGAAACCUCUUCGUUUCCCUCAAAGGAGAUGGAUGAAGAGAGAGAUAUUUCUUCAUUGCCUGUAGAGGAGGAACAGGAUAGAAAUAUUUCUUCAUUGUCUCUAGAGAAGGAAGAGGAGAGAGACUCUACUUCAUUGCCUGUAGAUACUGAAGAAAAGAGAGCCAUUCCUUCAUUGCCUGAGCAGAAGGAUGCAGAAAGAGAAUUUUCUCUGUCAGUUGAGCAGGAUUCUCUUGAUGUACAAGUGACUCAUGUGCAUGAUGACAAUGACACAAAACCAAGUGUAAUUCAGCCCAACAAGCACUCUCUUUCUAAUGAUUUGAAGUCCUUGGAGCCAGUUGAUCAGGAAGGAGAUGGUUCGGGGUUGGAUAACCAUGAGAAGCGAUGUGGAAACCAAAUGGUGCCCUUUUCGGUUAUUGAUGGCAUGAACUCUCAGUCUUCAAGCUUUGAGAAAGGCAAGGCUACUUCAUAUGAGAGGACUGACCCACUGCUUGAUAAUAUCAAAGCCUCAAUUGAUUCCCCUCUUGAUGAAAGAAGGUCAACAGCAGAUGAGAGGAAGGUCUCUUCAAACUUGUUUCGAGAGAUGAAUGGUGCAGAAUGUUCUCACCAGGAGUUGUAUGAAACUCCCACUUUGCCUGAACAAUCCAAAGCUGAAGCCGUAAAUAGUUCUGACCAAAAUGAGAAGGGAUCAAUUGCAGAUGAUGGGGAGGUCUCGUUGAGCUUGUUUCAUGAGAUGGGCGACUGGAAAUCCUCUUAUGAGGAGUCUAAAAACCUCACUUUGCCCCAACAAGCUGAAGAUGAAACUGUAAAUGAAUUUGCUCUAAAUGAGAGGGGGUUGAGAGCAGAUGACGGGGAGGUUUCUAAAACCUCAUUUCAUGAGAUGGGUGAUGCAAAAUUGUUUUACCAGGAGUCAUAUGAAACCUCCACUUUGUCUCAAGAAUCCAAAACUGAAGCUGUAAAUAAUAUUACCAAAAAUGAAAAGAGGGAAAGUGCAGAUGAUAGGGAGGUUUCUUCAAGCUUACUUCAGGAGACAUGUGUGUUGCAAUCUUCACUCCAGGGGUCCUCUGAGACACCUACUCUGCCUCAAGAAAUUGAAGCUGUACGCCAUGAUAAAAUUGAAACAUUUGAACUUCUUCCAAUGGAGACUGGCUUUUCACCUAGGAAUGAAGAAUUUGAUGAAGAAGUGAGCAGGCAGCCAAACCUUGUGGAGAGAGUGGUUGUGGACAGAGAUGUGCACUCUGGCAAUGGCUUAGAGUUGCUGGAACAGUUACUCUACCAGACCAGUGUCACAAAAGAGUGUUUUCAUAUGCAACUCAUUGAACUGAUCCAGAUGCUGAUGGAGUCUGAUAAACGUGAACAAUUGAUGGCAGAUGAAAUAUCUAGCCUUAAUGAUUUGGUUAAUGAAACCAGAGAAAGCAAUGAUAGAAUGGCCCAACGCCGUGUUCAGUGCAAUUCAGAGCUCAUUGCCAUGACUGCUGAAAAAGAGAAGCUUGAAAUUGAGUGCCUUGCUGCAAAGGGGCAGAUUGAGCAACUUGGUAAUUUGGCUUCUGAUUUGCAACAUAGAUUGGAGCAGAUGGAGAAGAAGAUGCAUCUUACUGGUGAGUUGUCUAAUAGUAAGGAAGCAAUGGCAGUUUUACAAGCUGAAAAUGCAAAUCUGGUUGAGCAUAACCAGCUAGUGAGAGAGGAGCUUGAUCGGGGUAAAAAUGAUGCUCUUACUAGACAGAAACUUGAAGAAGAUCAUGAUUUUCUUCUGAUUGAGAAUUCUAGACUGCUCACUGAGUUGCAUGGGCGCACGGAGGAUUUGCUCAAGGCUUAUGACAUGCAGGUGAAGCUUGAGGAUGAUCUGAAGGAAGCCAUGGGGCACCUAGAGCAACUUACAGUGGAUAAUGUUUAUUUUUCAUUCUGUCUCGGUAUACAUAAAGCCAAGCUGAGAGAAACAAAUGACCAUUAUUGGCAGUCACAGACCAAGGCAUCAGAAACCUCUUCUCAGCCCUUGGGUUUUAUGGUUGAUAACCGAGGACACAUGGAAUCUAUGGAGACCUCAAUGUUGAAGUCAAUUGGCGAUUCAGAGUCUGGCCAAAUGCAACAAGAAGGGGGGGAAGACCCCGAUCAUGGGGAUGACUUGCUUUUGAUGAAGGAGCACUUGCAUGUGAUGGGGAAAAUGAUGGCAAAUCUUGAGAAGGCGAUUCAUGGGUUGCAAGCUGAGUCGGUAUCCUCAGGAAAGACUGAUGAGAAAGUUUCUUCUGGGGUUUCGAAGUUGAUACAAGCCUUUGAGUCCAAAACCCAUCAUGAUGACGAAGACGAUGUAUUGACUGAAAGCAAUAUCUCUAAAGAUUCUUUUGAGAAGGUUGGCAAAAGGGGUGUAAUGAUCCCAGCUAGUGAUGCUAAUUUUGGUGUGGAUUGGCUCAAGGUGGCCAAUGAGGAAGCAAACAGUCUCAAAGCAGCCUUGAAUCAGCUUGAUUCAGAUAUGAAAAAGGCCCAUAAGCUGUUAAAGCAAGAAGAGGAGAGUAAUAAACUUGCUAGUGUUGCCUUGAGGGAGGUCGAGGUUGAAUAUGACUUACAAAAGAAACAAAAAGAAAGCCUUGCUACUAAUAUGGCUGCCUUGGCUAAGAGGAAUGAAGAGCAUGUAGGUGAACUAGUCGAGCAUCAAGCUAGAUUAGAAGACCUGCACUCUCAGCUAAAUCAGAUCCAAGGAAAUGCCGCUGAGACAGCACGGAAACUGACUGAUCAAAUAGAAUGGCUCCAAAGAGAAGUGAACGAGAAGUCUGCCAUUGUAGAGCAAGAAAGGGAUUCAUGUAAGGCUGUAAUUUUUGAGGCCAUUGCACCUCUCAAAGACAUUCAAUCUGCCUAUUCUGGACACACCUACUUGGAUAAUUCUGAUGUUUUUCGGUGUCUCUUUGAUACUGUCACUGCUGCUGUGAAUUCAAUAGAUGAUUUGCAUGAGAGGCUUCUAGAAUCUCGUGUGGAAAGUGAAAUUUGGCAUGGCUUGUAUGAAGAGCUUAGAAAAGAGUGCUUUGCUUUGCAUGAAAAAAAUCAACUUGGUCUCCAUAUGUUAGAUAAGGUCCAUACUAGCAUGAGAAAAUUGGUUUUCAGCCCCCUUGGGACUCACGAAGAGACAGAGAUGGGUCUGAAUUCUGAGGCAGUAGUGGCUGUUUUGUCCAGUAGAUUUGAGUUUCUUGUUGAACAACUACAGAGCUUAUUGGAUGAAAGAGUGCACCUUCUUUAUACCAAAAGUAAUUUAGAAAUGGAAUUGUCAGACAAAAUUCAAAUUAUUGAAGAUUUGAAUGAGAAGAACUUGAGGAAGUUGGGGGAGAAUGAGAUCCAUGGAAAAAAUGAGAAAGUCGAUAAAUCAGUUGCAGUUAUGUCUUCUGAUGUUGUGCUUCAAGAAGGCUCCACGGAGUUGCAGCAGUCACAACCAGAUGUGGAGUCAGAAGCCAUAAUAUCCAAGUCAAUUGAAGCUAUUGAAUGUGCAAUCCAAGCUGAGGCUUCACAGUUGCUCGUAGUUGUAAAUAAGCAAUCAGUUUCACAUCUGGAAACUUUGGUUCUUCUGCUCAUUGAGAAAUACAGAGAAACUACUCGGCAACUCAGUUUGCUGGAGGAGUACUUGUGUGAAUUCACUUCUAGGCCCAAACUUCCACAACAGGAUAAGAAGAUGCCUCUUGAUACCAUGUUGAGGGAAGAGUUUCAAAAGAAGGUGUUUGAAUUGAGUGAAUUGAUGGAGAAAAUUCAUGAGUUGAGUAGUUGGAAAGCUCAACAUGAAGAUGAUACAAGGGCUCUUAAAGAAAGUUUGCAAAAGAUGAAGGAUGAUCUAAAACAGGCUUUAUUGGAGAAGAGGAACAAAGAGACUGAACUUGAGCACUCAGAGCAAAGACUAGUGUCUGUGAGGGAAAAGCUCAGUUUAGCUGUUGGAAAGGGGAAAGCUUUGAUAGUGCAACGAGAUGGGCUGAGACAGUCUUUAGCUGAGAUGUCAAAUGAGUUGGAGAAGUGUUGCCAAGAGUUGCAGUCUAAAACUAUGGCAUUUCAGGAAGUUGAAGCAAAGCUGAAUUCCUUUGGGGAAGCCGGGGAACGUGUUGAGGCUUUAGAAUCUGAGCUUUCCUAUAUACGACACUCGGCUACUGCAUUGAGAGAGUCAUUUUUACAGAAGGACUCUAUUCUUCAAAGGAUCGAAGAGAUUUUGGAGGACUUGGAUUUACCAGAACAAUUUCACUCUGGAGAUAUAAUUGACAAAGUCGGGUGGUUGGUGAGAUCCAUUGGAGGAAAUCCUUUGCCUGCUGCUACUUGGGAAAACAAAAUUUUAGCCGAAGGGUCGUAUUCUGAUGCGGGUUUUGUGGUUCCAGAGACUUGGAAAGAGGAUCGUAUCCUUAAUUCAAAUGCCGAUUAUGAAGAUUUGAAAAGAAAUUAUGAGGACCUUCAGAGUAAGUUCUACAGUUUGGCUGAGCAAACUGACAUGCUUGAACAGUCAUUGGUGGAAAGAAACAGCCUCUUGCAAAGGUGGGAAGAGGUUUUGGAUCGAGUCGAAAUGCCCCUUCCGUUGAGGUCAAUCGAGCCAGAAGAUAGGAUUGAAUGGUUGGGAAGAGCACUUUCUGAGGCUCAAUACGAUAGAGCUUCCCUUCAGGAGAAGUAUGAGAACCUUGAAUCCAAUUGGGGUUCUGUUUUGGCUGAGAUUGAUACUUUACGAAAUAAUUUAUCCAUCCUCGAGGCUGCCCAUGCUGCCAUUAUCCAUGAAAAGGAGAUCAUUUCUGAAAGUUUGGCAAAAUUGAGCCUUGAACACAGAGAGGUGCUUGAUAGAAAUGCUCAAGAUAAACAGGAAAAUGAGAAAUACAAGAAACAGAUUGGUGAUUUGCAAGAGCAAAUUCUUGAUCAAAAUGUUGGCACUGAAAAUGAGAUUAAAAGGUUUCUCAGUGUGGUGAAUGAUGCUUUACCCAGUCAUGAUGUUCCAGAUUUGUCUUUCAAUAACAGUGUCGAUUGCUUAGAAGCAUCUCUAGUGAAGCUUAUAGACAAUUACCAUGCUCUCUCUGUGGAGAUAUCUGUACUUAAAGAUUCAAAAAAGGAACAAGGUUCAGUAGAAGUAGCUGAAACAGUACAGGACAGGGGAAUAGAUGAAGCACCAGAUGUUGAUGACCAUGACAAAAUGACCUUGAAGGCAGGGCUCGAAGAGGCUUUAUCUACUCUGGUCCUUGUAAAGGAAGAGCGAGAUCAAGCUCUUGAGAAAUGUGAACGUUUGAUUGAAGAAACAAUAGUUCUAGGUAAAGAAAGGGAUGAUUUGAGAGAACAACUUACUCAGGAGGAGCAGAAAUCUGCUUCUGCAAGGGAGAAAUUAAGUGUUGCAGUCAGGAAAGGAAAAGGAUUGGUGCAGCAGAGGGACAGUAUGAGGCAGACCAUUGAUGAGACGAAUGCUGAGGUAGAACGGUUGAGGAGUGAGCUUCAUAUACAAGAGAAAACCAUUAAAGAAUAUGAGGUUAAGACCAACCGACUGUCAAGCUAUUUAGAGAAAUGUGAAGUCCUCGAAUCUGAAAAUGUUCUCUUAAGGAAUAGACUAGAAGAAGCUGAUAACUCCUUGGAGGAUACCCAUAAAACCUUUAGUGGGAUAUUGACUUCCAUACAUGCCAUAGAUGUUCCCGGUGAAACCAAUUUUGCUGAUCCUUUGAAGAAGAUUGAAUGGAUGGGGAAGUUAAUUCCUGAUUUGCAAUCGAGGAUUGCUUCUUCUGAGCAAGAAGUGAAGAAAUACAAAAGAGCGGCAGAUCUACUUGUUGAAGAGUUGAAUGCAGUUCAAGAAAGAGCUGAUAACCUGCAGGAGGAACUAUCUAGGGCAGAAACUGAGUUGAUGGUUCUUUCUAAACAGAAGGAUGCAUCUGAAGCUGCAAAAGCCAAAGCCAUGGCACAACUGGAAGAGUCAGCAAUAGAACAAAACAGCCAACAACGUAAAUUGGUGGAGCUGAAAGAUGGCAUGGAUCUUUUGAAAGAAGAGUGUUGUGCUUUGUCUCAUAUGCUAAGCCAUGAUACUAGGAAGAAUCUGGAGCUACUUGGAAAUGUGGAAGCUGGUCUUAAGUCUCUUUUGAACAUGCUAGAAGCCUCUAGCUUAAUUGAUGUUCCAUCUACUGAUGCUGAGGUCUUCUCCAGUAUUUUUCAAGAGGAGAAGUAUCCUUCUGCUACAAACUUGUUGAAGCCAGAGAGGAACUAUGAGGACCAGGAUGACCUUCUUAGCCCUGUUACCCAUGGCCUACAAACUUGUGUGAAGGCAAUUAAUGUUUUUAAAGGAAGAUUUCACGGACACUCCGCUGCAUUUGACCAGAAAACUAAUAGGCUGUUAAAUAUCAUGGAAGCUGCUCGAGACGAAGUAGCUUUAUGCAGGAGGAACAUGGUAUCUUUAAAGCAAGAUAUUGCUAGUUUUGAGCUGAUCAAGAAAGAAAAAGACAGUGAAAUUAAUACAUUGCAUCAACACCUAAGUUUUCUUUAUAAUGCGUGCUACAGUUCAGUUUUGGAAAUGCAAAAUCAAAAUACCCGAAUGCUUAGCACCGCAUUGUCUUCUUCAUUGAAUGCCCUGGAAACUUCCACUGAUAGAAAGACCUUUAAAUUCUCUGAGGAAUCUGUCAAGAUGAUGGUAGAGACAUUGUUAUUGGCUGUUAAAGAGUGCACAAAUAUGCAAGCAGAGAUGGUAGAGGGUACCCAAAAGGAAUUUAAAGCUGCCAUAUCACAUUUGCAAAGAGAAGUACAGGAAAGGGACAUCCAGAAGAACAAAAUUUGUGCUGAGCUUGUAAACCAAAUUAAGGAAGCAGAAGCAGAUGGAAAAAACUACUUGCAAGAACUAGAUUCUGUCAAAGCACAGUUGCACGCUUGCGAGAAACAGGUAAAAUUAUUGGAGGAUGAACGUAACAUGUAUGUGCUUAGAGUAAAUGAGCUUGAGAAUUCAGUCACCUCCUCAAAAGAGUUACAGGACCAACUUGUGUCACUGACUGAUAACUUAUCUGCAAAAGAGCAAGAGAUUGAAGGCCUCCUGCAAGCACUUGAUGAAGAAGAGACACAGAUGGAAGCUAUUGCAAGUAGGGUUCAAGAGCUCGAAAGGAUCAUACAACAAAAAGAUAGGUUCUUGGAGAAUCUUGAAGCUUCUAGAGUCAAGGCUGUUGCGAAGCUUGCAACAACUGUAAGCAAGUUUGAUGAGUUGCAUGAGCUUUCAGAACACCUGCUCGAUGAGGUCGAAAAUCUUCAGUCGCAGUUGCAAGGUCGGGAUGAGGAAAUUUCAUUCUUGCGUCAAGAAGUGACAAGGUGUACAAAUGAUUUACUUGGUUCAGAAGAAAGGGCUAAAAUGAGUUCAACCGAGGUAAAUGAGUUGUUUACAUGGUUGGAAACUAUGGUUUUGUGGUUUGUGGCACCUGGUUCGAAACCUGAUGAUAAUGGGGGCAAUAAGAUUGGUGUGCACAUGCAAUUUCUAGAAAAGCAGAUUGCAUCUGUUUUAUCUGAGUUAGAAGAUCUACGGGUGAAAUCUAAGAGUGGAGAAGCAGCGGUGCAAGAUGAAAGGGGUAGGGUCGAAGAGUUAUUAAAAAAGGUGCAAUUUCUUGAGAAUUCCAUGAAUGAGAAGGAAUCUCAAUUGCGGAUAUUACAAGUAACAAGAGAUCCUGGACAGUCAGCAGUGCCAGAGUAUUUAGAUGCUGAAUCAAUGGGACAUAGGGGCAAAAGACCAGUUCCUUUGGGCCCUGUUACACCUCAUGUGAGAAGUGGGCGCAAGGCCACCAAUGAUUAUAUUGCUCUAACUAUGGAUACUGAGGAUUCUGGAAACACAGUAUUAGAGGAUGAAGAUGAUGAUAAAGCACAUGGUUUUAAAUCACUUACUACAUCAAAGAUUGUGCCAAGAUUUACAAGACCCAUAGCAGACAAGAUUGAUGGAAUAUGGGUCUCUGGUGAACGUGCCCUGAUGAGGCAACCUACCUUAAGGCUUGCAACUGUAUUUUAUUGGAUUGCAGUACAUUUAUUGCUUGCGAAUACUAUCAUCUGAGAAAAGAACGCCUAGGUUUCGCUGAUUAUGAUAUAUUUAGUUAGAGAAAAUAAGAGAUGUACCAAUGCCAUUUUGGGGGGUAUAAUAUAUGCCAUUUAUAUAAUGCAUUCUUUCAUAGACUAGACUAGAUCAGAUUAUUAUUUUUUGCCAUAUCGGCAGCUGUGAUUUCCAGUUUUUGUCUAUUAAAUCUCAGUUUGCCUUGGUUGCAUUCAAUAAAGCAUGCUACCACACAACAGCGGUCACAAUUCUUCAUCUGUCAUACAUGACUAUUUAAGAGAGAAGAUUUAUACUGAGUAGCUAUGAUGUAACUCAUUUGUAAACAGAAAAUUUUUAUAAUAGAUGAAAAAUAUUUGGGGUGGGUGGCCCGACUUUCGUGUUCGCCCUGUUUUUCAAGA